UGCUGUGCUGGUUGUGAUCAUGUGACUCCUCCUCCUCCUCCAUGUGACAUCGCUGCAGGUCCUGUAAGCCCUGGAUUCUGUACAACUCUCUGAGUCAAGGUUUCUCCAACCCAGGAUCCUCUGCUGAUAUCUUCUAUAUAAGAGAAUUCUCCUGAUCAACCAUGGAGAGAGACAGGAACAAGAUGGCCGACAGGAUGAUAAACCUCACCCUACAGAUACUCUUCCAGCUUACUGGAGAGGCUUACAUAGUAGUGAAGAAGUCCUCUAGUGGGCGCUGUUGGGCUUCUGUGUCUGAAGGAUGGGGAAGAACCCUAAGCCCAAUCCCGGGGCCCCCAUCUCACUCCCUGAUACCUGAGGAAAUGGAUGAACAGAAGAUCCUAGAACUAACCAACAAGAUAAUGGAGUUGCUGGCUAGAGAGGUUCCUAUAAGGUGUCAGGACGUGGCGGUCUAUUUCUCCAUGGAGGAGUGGGAGUAUGUAGAAGGACACAAGGAUCAGUACAAGGAUCAGGUGAUGAUGGAGGAUCAGCAGCCCCUCACAUCAGCAGUCAGAUCCAGUAAGAGAACAGCAGCAGAGAGGUGUCCCCGUCCUCUUCUUCCACAGGAUCAGCUUUUGAAGCAGGGUGAAGGUUUGAACAUUAUGAAUGUUCCAGUAACAUAUGUGAGCGGUUAUGAGCAGUAUAAGGAGGACAUUUCUAAAUGGAAAGAUUUGAUCUAUAUUAAUACUACAGACAUAAAGGAAGAAGAAGAGACAGAUGUGAGCGGUGAUGAGCAGUAUAAGGAGGACAUUCCUACAGGGAAAGAUCUAAUCUAUACUAAUACUACAGACAUAAAGGAAGAAGAGGAGGAGACAGGUGUGAGCGGUGAUAAGCAGUAUAAGGAGGACAUUCCUACAGGGAAAGAUUUGAUCUAUAUUAAUACUACAGACAUAAAGGAAGGAGAAAAAGAGACAGAUGUGAGCAGUGAUGAACAGUAUAAGGAGAACAUUCCUACAGGUAACCACCCAGAUGACUGUACCAGGAGACCAGAGGAGAAUCUUAUAUCUUCAUAUUAUAAAGCAGAUGAUGAUAUCACACAAGAUACAUAUGAAGAACAUUCCAUUAUCCCAGAUACACCCUCAGCUCUUCACAGCCAAGAUCUGUCAUCUCAUCCUGUUAUACCCGUCCUGUCUUCUGAUCCAUCACAGGCUGGUAAACAGAGAAAAAGUAAUAGAACGAGUAAUGAACAACUUAAAACUCACAAAGGAGAGAAACAGUUUUCAUGUUCAGAAUGUGGGAAGGAUUGUUCUAGGAAAUCGGAACUUGUUAAACAUCAGAGAACUCACACAGGAGAGAAGCCAUUUUCAUGUUCAGAAUGUGGAAAAUGUUUUACUCAGAAAUCAAAUCUUGUUGACCAUAAAAAAACUCACACAGGGGAGAAGCCAUUUUCAUGUUCAGAAUGUAAAAAAUGUUUUCUUCGGAAAUCAAAUCUUGUUGACCAUCAAAAAACUCACACAGGAGAGAAGCCAUUUUCAUGUUCAGAAUGUGGGAGAUGUUUUACUAGGCAAUCACAUCUUGUUUAUCAUCAAAAAACUCACACAGGGGAGAAGCCAUUUUCCUGUCUAAAAUGUGGGAGAUGUUUUACCUCAAAAGCACAACUAAAUAGACAUCAGAAAACAAGUCACACAGUAGAGAAGCCAUUUUCUUGAAUGUAGGGAAUGUUUUACUCAAAUCAAAUCUUGUUGAACAUCAAAACACUCAUAGAAAGAACAUCUUUAUGUUCAGAAUGUGAGAAAUGUUUUACUCGGAAAUCACAUAAUGAAAAAUUUCACUAAAGUAGAGAAAUUAUAUUUCCAUGCCUUAAAUGUGAUAAAAUGUUUUACCCAGAAAUCAAAACUUAUUAAACAUCCAAAAACUCACUCAGGGAUAAUGCUGUUUGCAUGUUCAGAAUGGUGAAAAUACGUUAUUGCAAAAUCUUGCUAGAUAUACACUCGGGUGGAGCCAUUUCAUCCCUAGAAUGUAGAAAAUGUUUAACUGGGAAAUCAGAUCUUGUUGGACAACAGAAAACAGACAGGAGAGAAGCCAUUUUCAUGCUCAGAAUGUGGGAAAUGUUUUAUUCAGAAUUUUAUAAAUGUUUUUUAAAAUUCACACAGGGAAGAAACUGACAUAGAGCACUACAUGAUGUUUAGAAAAUGUCUGCGCUAAGAAAUGCGUAAUGGUCUUGGUCUGGAUUAGGGUGGAGCUUAUGUUUUACAUUUUGUAAAUGUGAACCUCCUACACUCUAUUUUUGUUCAGAUAUAUAAAGAAAAAAUUUAGGCCAAAUAUCUACUCCAUUGGUGAAUAUUUACUGGUAGCUCAAUGUCACUGAAAUUUUACAGAUUCCAAAUAGUAAGGAUCGGCACAUGGCAAUAACCAGCUUAAACAACAAUGUAUCCAUUUGAGUACAACAGUUUGUAAAAUUAUAGUUGGUCAUUAAAAUAAAUAAACCAGUAAAAUAAUUGACAUUAGCUACAUGACAAUCCCACAAAAUGAAUUUCUGUCCAGACUCGUGAUCAUUAUUUUGUUGACAUCAUCAAGUCUUGCCGCAAUUUUUUUCCCCAAUUUUAGACUGUGCCUGACUCAUUCUGCUUACAUCAGUACCUAUUGGCUUGUAUGGACCGGUAUAUAGGCAUGGACUGCUGAUAUCAUCAGAUGCAUAGGCUAUAUAAGCCAGAAACUGCUCAAACACAUCACAUUAUACAUUUAUGUUCAUUUGGGCAAAGUGAUU
Hyla sarda is the source of this 2743-nucleotide messenger RNA. RefSeq names its product oocyte zinc finger protein XlCOF8.4-like. Gene Ontology annotation, biological process: regulation of DNA-templated transcription. Gene Ontology annotation, cellular component: nucleus. The coding region runs from base 162 to 1685 and encodes 507 amino acids. The record is from RefSeq and is a predicted model, not a curated record. Lineage: Eukaryota; Metazoa; Chordata; Amphibia; Anura; Hylidae. The transcript is spliced from 7 exons.